GCGAGACUUUUUAGCGGCCGAUUUCUAAGGAAUCUCGCUCUGGAGAAAAGGGGGCAGUAACUCCUCAAAGGCAAAAACUUUUUAAAAAAACUGCCUUGCUUUAUAAAUAGCGGGCGCAACCGCCACCCCGCAAACCACCACCACCACCACCGGUCCACCACCACCACUUCCUCCUCCUCCUCCGCCAUCAUCGUCCCUUCGCUUCUCCCUCUCGCUCUCGCUCUGGCUCGCGCGCUUGAUCGAUCGCUCGCUCGCAGGCCCGUUCGCCGUCGCCGUCGCUGUCGCCGUCGCUGUCGCUCUUCUCCGCGCGGAACUCGGUGGGGUCGUUGUCAUGGCGGAAGAGCUGUUGGAGAUCCGGCCUCAUGAACUCAAGUUUAUCUUUGAGUUGAGGAAACAAAGCUCCUGCUCGAUUCAACUACGCAAUAAAACUGAUCAGUAUGUUGCUUUCAAGGUUAAGACUACAUCUCCGAAGAAAUACUGUGUGCGGCCAAACAUAGGCAUCAUCAAGCCAAAUGGAGCAUCAGAUUUCACAGUUACCAUGCAAGCACAGAUGGUUGCUCCACCUGUCCUGCAGUGCAGAGACAAGUUUUUGAUACAGGGCACUGUUAUCCCUUUUGGGACAAGUGAAGAGGACGUUACUGCUGACAUGUUGCAGUUUGAUAAAGACAGUGGUAAAUACAUAGAGGAGAGGAAACUAAAAGUAGUCCUCACCAGUCCAGUGGAAUCACCAUCGCUGCUGCCAGUUAAUGGAGAACGGAAGCAAGAUUCGUUUUUCGAAACUAUUGUCCCAAAGGAUGUCUCGUCUGCUGGAGUUGAAAAUGCAUCACCUCCUCUCAGGGAUCCUGAGGGGUUGGACAUGUCAGAGGAUUUUAAGGAGUUAAGAUCAAAACUCAGCUUGGUGGAUUCAAAGUUAAAAGAGGCAGAACUGACCAUCAGUAGAUUAACAGAGGAAAGAAGUUCGCAGAAUCAAGAGAGAGAUGCACUAAAGCGCGAGUUGGAGAUGUUGAGGAAGACAGGUGGUAGAGCGAUUCAAGUGGGAUUUCCUUUCCUGUAUGUUUGUGCGGUCGCUCUCGUUGCCCUUGCAAUUGGAUACCUAGUCCACCCAUAGCUAAAGAAGAUUUUUGUUGCCGCCUCAUUGGGCUGUAGUAGAUUGUGUAUCUCUAGGGUUAAGCAUUGAAUUGCCUUAUAUUUUUCUUACUGGAGUCUCAGGUAUAAACCUGGAUGCUUUGGUAUUUCAGUUGUGGAGAUGAUGUCCUCUUAAAAUGUAUAUUCGUUGUUUGACCAUAUGGUUGGUGUAAUUGGAAAAAUUUUGAGUUCUCCAAAGGGAAAAAAAAAAGCAAGAAAAGUUGGACAA
This is a messenger RNA of Eucalyptus grandis, 1354 nucleotides long. RefSeq names its product vesicle-associated protein 2-2. The record is from RefSeq and is a predicted model, not a curated record. The coding region runs from base 332 to 1108 and encodes 258 amino acids. The transcript is spliced from 9 exons. Gene Ontology annotation, biological process: endoplasmic reticulum membrane organization. Lineage: Eukaryota; Viridiplantae; Streptophyta; Magnoliopsida; Myrtales; Myrtaceae. Gene Ontology annotation, cellular component: plasma membrane; endoplasmic reticulum membrane.